GAAAUGUAUGGCCUUCUAUUAAAGGAUGAUUCAAGUUUCUGAAGAGCCAUAGCGACAAGAUAAUGGACAUGAAAGUAGAAUCUACCAGAAGUAAAAGGAGAGGAAGCAGUUUGCAAAACAGUCCCUGUGAUAUUGACCAAGCAACAGACUCAUCAGAUGUAUCCCAAUCUGGUUCAGGCCUUCUGUCUAGAAGACCCAAACAAUCCAGGCAUAUGCCCAUCAUCAGAGCCCAUCAUCAGAGAGCCCAUACAGCACCACAGCAUCAAGAGGGUAGACUCAGCUCCAGCAGUUCAAGUUCAUCACUUACAAUUGACAGUGGAGAGGAAAGUAACCAAUCUUCUGGCUCAUCUUAUCAAGGGAAACGCCCCAGCACUGGAACCUAUUCCUGUCAUAUUUCUUGCCGAGUAUCUCCAGACAAGCCAGGCCAUUUUGAGUAUCUCCGACCCUACUCUGUCUUCCGUUCCCCACUGAAGCGAUCUAGGAGUGUUCCUAUAAGUUUCAGUGAAAGUUACCGUUUGCAGCACCCCGACUUGAGUAAAGGCCAGAAGACCUAUUUGUGGCACACUGCAGCAGUAUACAGUAUGACCAACAUGAAGGCAUUACAGGAGAGGCGCUAUAAGCAGUUAUUACAACACCAAGUAGAUAUUGGUUUUCAUACUCAAGAAGAAUGUGAUCGAUACCUUAAUUACCUGCUUGGCUCACGUAAACACCAGUACAUGGCUGACCCAAGGGUAUGGAGGGAACCACCCAAAAUACCUGUACGGCCCAAAUAUUUUCAUCAUCCCCCACCGUCCAAGAGCCAGUCACCUCGAGACUACCGCUUCUUCCCUAGAGGAUAUGAAGGGUCUACAAAAGAUGUAAGUGAUGAUGACAAAGACAAGACAGAAGACACUGAGAAGUAUGAAUAUCAAGCCAAGGACAAAGGUCAAGCUGACAAUUUGAAUCAGGGCAAGGACAGACCAACUGAUGAGGAAAGAAGCCAUACAGAUGAGGCAGGUCAACUUGAUGGUACAGAGAAAGCCGUUGAUGAGAACAAGAAAGAUGACAUGCACCGUGAAGGUCAAGAUUCACAUUCAGUUUCAGAUGAUGAGCAAAGUCUGUCUGAAUCCAUGCAAGGGGUGUCUCUGUUCUAUGAUCCGAAACGGAAGACCACAGUUACACGGGGACAGAAAGCGAAUCAGGAGGAGUCAGGAAAAGAGAAUGCUAACUUGGAGGGCAGUCAGAAAUCCCUAAAGAUAAGUCAUCAAAAUUGUUUCUGGGGAUCUCUCUGAUGUCACCUGUGGCAUAUUGACAUUUCAGGUGCAAGUGACACUCUUGAGGCAUGUGCAUAAGUGUAUUAAAAUAGGAGGAUUCAGGAGAUUUAGGCUCCAUAACAUUACAGUUGCAUACUCUGGAUUUCUUCUGCCAUGUGUGUGGUUACUAAAAGUAAAAAAAAAAAAAGUUUGUCAUCCAUACCCAUGCAAUGCAAAUGUCCAAGAUGUUUACUCACCUAACUUUGACCUGGUAACCCCAGAAGUAAAGGUCAUGGUACUUCUUUUACCCAACAAGGAAUGGUAUAUCAGAUUACAGAGUGUAAACAGAACACAGCGUGAACUUUUUUUCACAGGUUUUAAUUGAAAGAUGAUCUUGAAUGAACUAAAAUCAUAUGUAACUUGAUACCCGAUGUUGUCAUCUUGAUGUCACAGUAAUAACUAAUAUGAACACCUCACGAUCAAAGGUUGAAGAAAAUUAUUGUAUGGAGGGGAAACAAGAGUGAAAAAAAAGAAAAAAUUGUACAGAAACAAAGGGUGAUCGGAGAUCCGCUUGAUCAGCCAGGAGUGGCCCUUUAUUUUGUAUACCUUCUUGGCAAAACAGCUGCCAGUCAUUAAUAUAUAAAAUGACUACUAAUGCUGUACCGUUUUAACUGUUUGAUAAGUAUAAACAGUUUUUAAACUGAAACUUGAACUUGCCUCAUAUAUACUAUUAAGUGAGCCUCGUCUGUUUCACCAUGGGAUUGAUCACCUAGAGUUUAAAUGUCUUGCACUGAUAAGGAGGAGGAUAGAUGACGCUAAUUACCCAUCCACUCAUUAAUGAAUUGGAUACUUCAGCCAGUGUCUCUGGUAGGCCCAUUGCGUAAGCAUCAUCAAACCAUUUGGUUAAGAGCUGACUGACACUGAUUAGCUAAUAAGGGCUGACUGUGCAAAGGAAUGCAAACAGAGUUUAUUACAAAAUGUAUUACCUUAUAAUAGAGCCAGAUCCAGUACAGGCAUUCUCAGCAGCCACAAUGCAGACUUUUGUCCCAAGCUAA
Messenger RNA from Patiria miniata (bat star), 2287 nucleotides. RefSeq lists its product as uncharacterized. The transcript has 5 exons. NCBI's taxonomy places the organism in Eukaryota, Metazoa, Echinodermata, Asteroidea, Valvatida, Asterinidae. The record is from RefSeq and is a predicted model, not a curated record. Bases 63 to 1271 code for a protein of 402 amino acids.